Molecule: messenger RNA, 2500 nt
Organism: Pocillopora verrucosa
Lineage: Eukaryota; Metazoa; Cnidaria; Anthozoa; Scleractinia; Pocilloporidae
Product: protein ABHD18
Source: RefSeq, a predicted model, not a curated record
CAUCGAUACUGAUAGUUAAAAACUUCUCCUCUCUAGAUGUGUUUUGCAAGCAAAAUUGAUGUAAUUUACCGCCGAUUAAUAUUAUCUUCGUUUUUCUCAAAAGGAUGGGGAGAUAUAAAUGUCUAUGAACGCCUUCUCGAAGCUCGCAAGACCGUUACUGACAGAGAAAAAUGCCACAAACUGAUUUCUUCAAGCUAUCCGGUUGAAUUGAACAAAUCAUGGACGAAAGAAUCAUUUUACAUCGCCGAAGGACACUUCACGUCACCUCUGGCCAGGUACUUUCCCGAUCUGUUACCCAAAGAAAGUGAAAAAGCCCACUUUCAGGUCAUUAUACCCAAAAAAUGGCCACGAAAUGGACACAAACCGGCGUGUCUACAUCUCGCGGGCACUGGUGACCACUACUUUUGGCGAAGAAGAAACCUUACGGCCAAACCUUUGGCGAAGCAAUAUGGUAUUGCGUCUUUGCUGUUGGAAAAUCCGUUUUACGGCAUGAGAAAACCGAAAAAUCAACUUCGAUCCAGCCUCCUGCAUGUGGUAGAUUUGUUUGUCAUGGGAGCAGCAUUGAUUUUAGAGUCACUUGUUCUCUUGAAGUGGUGUGAACAGCAGGGCUAUGGACCACUGGGAAUAACAGGGAUUUCCAUGGGUGGACACAUGGCUUCACUUGCAUGUACUGCCUGGACUAAACCACUUGCUAUUGUGCCUUGUCUCUCUUGGAGUACGGCAUCUUGUGUCUUUACUGAGGGUGUGAUGAGUCGUGCAUGUUCAUGGGAUACAUUAGAGAAACAGCUUUCAUGUGAAGACUACAGGAACAGUUUGUUAGAUUACAUCCCUCUUAGUGGAAAUGUAUUCACCAAAUUUGAUGCUGAUGAUUUAAGCAAAAGCUCUGUGAAUGGUUAUAGCGAUAUGAACUCACUAUCCCAAUCUUUGAUGGAACAGAAGGGGAAAAAUCUGGAUAACAGUGAAAUUCAGACACUCUUUCUGAAACAAGAGGAUAUCUUCAAUGGCUUGAAAACCAACAUUUUUGAGAACCUGCCAUCAAUCUUAAGAAACAUCAAUCUCAAGGAAGGUUUACCUGCCAAACAAUCAACUUUAGAUUUUAUGAAUUACGUUAUGGAUGAGGAAACACAUUUAAGAAAUUUUCCUCCACCUGUCGAUCCAAGUCUGGUUCAUUUUGUGGUAGCUAAAAACGAUGCUUAUAUUCCACGCAACAAUCAGACAAGUCCUUCUGACAUCUGGCCUGGGUGCACUGUGGAAUAUAUAGACAGUGGUCAUGUAGGAGGAUCACUGAAACAUCAGGAUGUAUUUAGAAGAGUAAUUUGGGAUACUUUAAGAAAACUCUCAUGAUGAUUUGUAUUGGACCACAAUUAUGAUUUUUUUCCUUCUCUCUAUUGAGUAAAAUCGUAUUUAAAAUUUCAUAGCAAAUUCAAUGGUUAUGAAUUGUAUACAGUAUUAUUUAACUCUUGGCACCAGUUGAAUUCACCAUAAUGGGUACUGUGUUUCUACAUUGGGCUCUUUUGGGCAAGUUUACGUGUUGAACCUUUCACUCUGAAGAUCUCAUUAGUGCAUGCAAAUUCCACUUACUGUAUACCAUAUAAUUCUCAUGAUGUUAGCUUGGAGGAUUUGUUAUUGGAUCAACUAAUAAUCCUCUGGUUGAUAUUGUAGUGCUGUUGUGAAGAGAAAUUAUAUCUUGCUCACCCAUGGGAAUAACAGGGUCAAUAAUACAAUAUGUGGUAGAGAAAGAUAAUAUUUGCUGACAGAAAAUGAUAACAUUAAUGUUACAGUGAUAAUAUUACUUGGCAAUUAUUAAGGAAAAUGUCUUAUUUUUUGAGGCAGGCAAAGAAACCAUCAUCCAGAUAUCUCUUACUUUUAUAAUGCAUGGGUAAUCAUAGGUGUGGUUGAAUUACAGAUGGGGCAAGGUUAUAGAUUUAGUACAUUCCCAUGGUCCUCAUUUGAAAGGAAUUCAGUUUUGUGUGGCCAAGGUUCUUUUAUUUUGAAAAAAUUCAAGAAAUGUGUUUCUAUAGGAUGAUAGCUUGUUAUUGAUGAAAUUCAAAUUACCAUGUGAUUUGAACUGUUUCUCUAUGAAUUUUAUUGUCUUUUACCACAAUUAAGACUCUGGUAUCUAUCUUAGGAGUGACAAGGAUCUAAUUUGUUGUUACAAUAUCACCCCCUGAAUCACACAUUAAUAGCAGGAGAAUAAAGGAAAUAAUCACCAACUAAUUAAAGAGGUUUUUGAUUCUUAAACAAAUUCUCCUUGUCAGCACCUAAGGAAAUGUAGAAAAAACGUUUUGAAGAAUUAGCCUUUUUUUGGUACAUCGAUUUCUCUGGUUUUUAAUGCAUUUCUUGGCUUUGAAAAUUUUUAUUACAAGGUUUCGUGUAAGUGUUGUGGAAAACCAGCUAUCCCACAUGUCAGAUUUGGAGCUUUCUCAGAUUAAUAGGGAAACAUUUUAAAUAACGUGAAUUUCUGUAACUUGAGUAAAUUUUAGUUAUCUUUAAUCAUUAG